UUGGAACGGCCAGUAACAUAAACGCAACCGUGCGGUUAAGAAGAGAACGAAAUCAAUUGUUAUAUUAAAUUAAAUAAUACGAAAAAUAAUAAAUAUUUAUUAAGAAAAUAAAAUGAGUUGUGGAUCUUCAACAUUAAAGUUUACAUUAUUUAUAUUAAAUAUUCUGUGCUUUAUAGUUGGUGUCCUAACACUCUCAGCGUGUACCUAUGCUCUAAUUGAAUUCGAUGGAAGUGAAGCUAUUAAAAUACCCUGUAUAUUGGGAAUAGUUUUGAGUUCGAUAUUAUUUUUAAAUAGUAUUUUGGGAUGUUGUGGCAUUACACGCAAAUCGAUACGUAUUACUUGGAUAUAUGCCAUUGUAAUGCUGAUUUUACUGUUGGGUCAAAUUGCUGUGAUAUUUUUGGAACCAGUUAACUUUAACAACAUUGCCAAUGAAAUAAUUAAUAAUGUCUGGAAUUCUGAUAUAGCGAACGAUUAUACAAUGACAAUGUAUGAAAUGAAGUAUGAAUGCUGUGGUAAAUUUGGACCAGAUGAUUAUGUAAAAGAGGGACACUCAAUACCAUUGAGUUGUUUUCAGAACAACAACAACACACUUGCAACGAACCUAUUUACCGAGGGUUGUGUUACAAAGUUGACAGAAAUGUAUUCCCUAAAUCAAAGAAUUGAAGAAAUUUCUGACUGGACAUUAGUUGGUCUAGAGGGAGCUUCAGCAUUCGUGGCUGUUAUAUUGGCGAUAAGUUUGAAACAUAUUCAAAGGCGAAAAUUAUAUCAUUAACUAUUUAUUUGAUCAUUCUUAGAUUGUAAAUGAUAUAUAUUUUUGAAAAAGAAGCUUUAAUCCAAUUACUUUUCUGUGUAUGUCAGUAUUUUAAUAGCUUAAUUGUGAAAUAUUUAUUUUGUAAUAUUAUGGAAUUAAUAGAGAAAUAUUUAUUUACUUGUAUAUAUUA
Molecule: messenger RNA, 941 nt
Organism: Lucilia cuprina (Australian sheep blowfly)
Lineage: Eukaryota; Metazoa; Arthropoda; Insecta; Diptera; Calliphoridae
Product: protein late bloomer
Exons: 5
Coding region: 113-772 (219 amino acids)
Cellular component (GO): membrane
Source: RefSeq, a predicted model, not a curated record